GUCUUCAAAGUGAAGAUGGCGAGAGGUGCUCGCAGUUUGAGGCGAGCAGUUGCGGAGUGCAUUAACCAGCUACCAACUACAGUCAGCCGGGAGGCACCUCGAAAGAAUGCCGUGAGGUAUCUGUCCUCAUGCGGGAUCCUGAUGACGCGGGGCCUGCCCCUGCUCCAGCCGGGCCCCGGCAGGGCCCUCCUGUCUCCCGCCCGCUGCUUCUUCAACCUGGCCGAGUCCUUCAACAAGAGGAAGGAGUACUCUGAGCGCCGCAUCAUCGGGUUCUCCAUGCAGGAGAUGUACGACGUGGUGGCCACUGUGGAGGACUACUGCCACUUUGUGCCGUGGUGCAAGCGCUCCGAGGUCGUCUUCCGCCGAACGGGCUUCUGCAAGGCCAAGCUGGAGGUGGGCUUCCCGCCCGUGGUGGAGCGAUACACCUCGCUGGUCUCCACAGUGCGCCCCCACAUGGUCAAGGCCGCCUGCUCGGACGGAAAGCUCUUUAAUCACCUGGAGACGGUGUGGCGCUUCAGCCCCGGCCUCCCCGGAUACCCCCGCACCUGCACGCUGGACUUCGCCAUCUCGUUUGAGUUCCGCUCCCUGCUGCACUCCCAGCUGGCCACCGUGUUCUUCGACGAGGUGGUGAAGCAGAUGGUGUCGGCCUUCGAGCGGCGCGCCUGCAAGCAGUACGGCACCGAGACCCGCAUCCCGCAGGAGCUGAUGUUCCACGAGGUGCACCAGACGUAGCGCCCCGCCACGGCUCGCCUCGCCUCGCCCCGCCCCGGGAGAACAGAGAACAGGGAACAGGGAGGGGGGGGGGGGGGGAGAGGGGGCACCGGGACAGCCAUGUGACCUGACCGCCACCGUGCCUUUUCGCCACGCCCGCCACCGUUUGUUUUUUUAAACGUUUUUUUAAUUUAAUUCCCAACGUCCUCCUGCCGUCAAGCUCCGCCCACCUCUGAACCCCCCCCCCCACCAAUCACAUGUCAGAAACCGCCCCCCCCCCCCCCUUCCUGGUGGAGACCAGAAUUACGCCUUUUUUCCCCCCAUCCUGUUAGUGGCUGAGAGGCAGAGUGCAAAACUCAAUUUUGGAUAUAAGAUGCGAGUGAGUUGAGAGAAUCAGGGACUGCGCAGUACCCGGGCCCUGCCACCGGAGUCACUGUGGGGUAAAGGGCAGCAUUUCACAAGCCUUGGUCAGAAACAUUCGGACACGUUUCGUGACUAAACCAAAUGGCGGCAGUUGGCUGGCGUGAGUGAGUGAGUGAGUGAGUGAGUGAGUGAGUGAGUGAGUGAGUGAGUGAGUGAGUGAGUGAGUGAGUGAGUGAGUGAGUGAGUGAGUGAGUGAGUGAGUGAGUGAGUGAGUGAGUGAGUGAGUGAGUGAGUGAGUGAGUGAGUGAGUGAGUGAGUGAGUGAGUGAGUGAGUGAGUGAGUGAGUGAGUGAGUGAGUGACCGUUUCCCCGUUCGAACGCAAGACGCACACAUAGCAAGACGCACGCGAUGAGUUGGCCGGCGAUAACUUGAAUGUGAGAGUACAAAGUGCAGGGCCCGUGCAGGGUGUAGUUUUAAGUGACAGGCGACGAGUUCUAAUUUUGGAUGGCAUUCUUCGGCAUCUCGGCCGUCCCGUGGGUAGGAGUUUCGUCUUACGGAGCUCUCCAGGGCGCGGCCGCGGGCUGACCCGCGUGCGCCGCACCACGCGCGUGAAAUCACGGCACGCUGGGAUUAAAAACCCGCUCCCGUAGUCCACCACCCGCCCCGGACAGCGGCACAAGGUCAAUUUCCCGCCGCUGUUCGUCGUCUGUCAGGCUGUUGUACGAGUGAAAGCUUUAACCGUCGUCCUCCAACCCUCGGAAGAGUCUCGUCCCGUACCCACUGCCCCCCCCACCCCCCCUUCUUAUAGUUUUAUAUUUUUUGAUCCCCUCCAUGUAUACUUAUAUAUUAUCACUUUAAUAUUUAUUUAGUUUUAAUUGACAACUGCACGUGCACAUCCUAUGUUACGACCCGAUGUACAGGUGCACUUCGUUGCCAAACCUCUCUUGUUUCUUUCUUUUUCUCCAGUGUAAAUGAGCUUGUUUUAACGAGUUUUUAGUGUGAAAAAGGGUGUCUUAUGUAUCCAGACUGCAUGGUUGAUAAAAUAUUUUUCUACAAAGA
Conger conger (European conger) is the source of this 2133-nucleotide messenger RNA. RefSeq names its product coenzyme Q10B (gene coq10b). Gene Ontology annotation, molecular function: ubiquinone binding. NCBI's taxonomy places the organism in Eukaryota, Metazoa, Chordata, Actinopteri, Anguilliformes, Congridae. Bases 16 to 732 code for a protein of 238 amino acids. The transcript is spliced from 5 exons. Gene Ontology annotation, biological process: ubiquinone biosynthetic process; cellular respiration. The record is from RefSeq and is a predicted model, not a curated record. Gene Ontology annotation, cellular component: mitochondrion.